AUGAAUCAAUCUAAAGACUUAGAAAAUAAAACUCCGCCCACAUCUGCUAGGAAUACUGGAGGGAAGAAGAGUCAAUUUAUGCUAAACGAGAAUGAUCUUUAACUAAUGGACCUAACAGGAGUUGCCACGAAGGAACAGAGAUUAAGAAGGCAGAAAUCAGGAUUGAGUCGGAAAGAAUUUCUCUAUGCAGUUAAUUAGGAUGACAUCAUUUUUGCGAUACCCUUCGGUGUAUUUCAGAUAAAAAUUGCUUUCACUAUGUUCUUGUACUACACCUCCUCCUCAUUCCUUACAUACAAUAUGGCAUUUUUCCUGAUUGAGCCAGACAUCUAUUAGUGUGUAUUUAGUGUUGAUCCCUAUAAAAAUACGUACCCAUGCACCAGAGAAUACAUAUGCAAUAAUGACAUCAGAUCCUACAUCGACAGCUGGGAAGCCAAUGAAAAUGCUGACACUCGGUUGUACAAUUGGGUGGAUACUCUUGAUCUACAUUGCCUAACUAACUAUCACAUUGGGUUAUUUGGUGUUGCCUUAUGUGCGGGAAUGACUCUGUCAAGUUUGUGCAUUCCCCUUUUAGUUUAAAAAUAUGGACGCAAAAUGUUUACAUAUCUAGGUGCUUUUCUUCAAAUUCUUUGUUAUUUGGUAAUCACAAUCUCAACCAACUACCAUCUUUACCCUGCAGUCCUUUUUGCAUUUGGAAUUACAAUUCCCUUUAAAAACUUCAUUACUUAUCCGCAUUUAAUGGAAUUCGUACCUAGACAAUAGAUUUUCGUUGGUGGGCUAAUGAGAUGCAUUGAUGGCUUAGUAUUCUCAAUCAGUCCAUUGAUCUUGCACUUUGUAACACAUAACACAAAAAAUCUGCUCUACAUUGCAACUUGUCUGAACAUCAUUUCGAUUGUAGCUCUGCUGAUUCUCUACGUGCCAGAAUCAAUUAAGUUCAACUUGUCUAAAGGCAAGUACGAGGAAGUGAUUCGUGACAUCAGUUUUAUCUGUAUUUAGGAUCAUGUAACGAAUUCAAAAAAAGAGGCUAUGUUGAAAUUGAUAAAAACCUAUCAGUACCAGCAAGAGAGCAGAAACAACUAUUCAGCUCUGCACUUUGUAUUUAGUGAGGAUUAGUACUUCUAUGGGGAUAAAGAGAAGGAAAAGCAGCUAUUCAACAAAUUAAACGUUAUUAACUUGCUAUUGAUGAUGACCUGCUGGAUAGCUACCAAAUUUACGUUUUUCACUAUGAUAUUCUACGUAAAGUAUUUACCAGGAGACUUAUUCUCAAAUGCAACUCUAGGCGGUGCUUCAGCCUUUAUAUUCUUAUUUCAAUCUCCAAUACUAUAGAAAUUAUGUCCAAAGCGAACCUAGCAGUGCUCUUUCGCUUUUAAUGUUCUAUGCCUUAUCUCUAUGUUCCUAAUGACUCAUCAUUUUGUAGAUUAGCAUUUUAUGGUAUAUGCUGUUGUUUUUAUGUGUCUUAGAGCAGGCAUGUAUUUAAGCUUUAGUACAAUAUAUACUCAGCACUAGGACUUAUUUGAUUAAGACUUUUUGGGUCCAAGUUUUGCUAUUUGUACAUUUGUUUCCAGAUUAUUCGCUGUGUCUGGACCUAUGAUAGCAGAAGUUUCAGAUCGUAAAGUUCCAAUCCUACUUAUGAUCCUUUUAAAUUCUAUUGCUUUUAUUUGUACAUCGCUUUUAGUUGUAAGAAAUAAGUGA
Stylonychia lemnae is the source of this 1689-nucleotide messenger RNA. The record is from the annotation of a GenBank genome assembly. NCBI's taxonomy places the organism in Eukaryota, Ciliophora, Spirotrichea, Sporadotrichida, Oxytrichidae.